This is a messenger RNA of Triticum turgidum subsp. durum (durum wheat), 1140 nucleotides long. The record is from the annotation of a GenBank genome assembly. Lineage: Eukaryota; Viridiplantae; Streptophyta; Magnoliopsida; Poales; Poaceae.
AUGAGCGAGAGCGAGGGCAGCUCGACGGCCUCCGUGAUGGACGACGAGGACCUCCUGUGGGAGAUCCUCCUCCGCCUCCCGCCACAACCAUCUUCCCUCCCGCGCGCCUCCGCGGUCUGCAAGCGAUGGCGGCGCAUGGCCACAGACCCCAGCUUCCUCCGCAGCUUCUACGCACACCACCGGAAACCGCCCCUCCUAGGCUUCUUCAAGUACCAACGUGACAAUAUUGUGUUCACCUCCAUCCUCGAUGCUCCCGAUCGCAUCCCUCGUGAGCGUUUUAACAUUGGAGGCAGCAUUACCUCCUCAGAGAGCUAUGUGCUUGGGUGUCGACACGGUCGCGUCCUCGUGAUUGACCAUGUGCGCACAGAGCUCGUCGUGUGCACCCCUAUCACUGGCGAGCAGCGCCGCUUGGCCGUUCCGCCGGUGUUCAAAACAGUCCUCCGUGCUUGCAUCAACGGAGCGGUUCUCUGCGCUGCCAACGACCAGGGCCAUGUGCACGGCGGCUGUCACUCCAGCCCCUUUAAGGUGGUCUUGGUGAUCAUGUAUAGAGACGAACGUCAAGCCCUCGCAUGUGUCUACUCCUCGGAGACCAAUGCAUGGGGCAACCUCAUCUCAACAGCUGCCCCAUGUCGUCUUAUUAAUGCUCAUAGACCUGCGUCACUUAUCGGUAAUGCAUUCUACUGGUUGACUACAAGGAAUGACAUGCUUGUGUUUGAUUUGGUGGAGCAAAGUCUAGCUGUGCUCAGUGGGCCACCGGUUAAAAAUUGUUUCCUCCAUAGUCAGAUCAUCCAAGUUGAGGAUGGCGUUGUUGGCUUUGUCGUAUUAUCUUAUCCACACUUUCAAAUAUGGCAGAGGAAAAUCAAUGAUCAUGGUGUUGCCACAUGGAUGGAGUGGAAGACCAUUGAAAUGCAUAAUAUUCUUGCGCUCCCUCCUCAGAUUGUCAGAGGCGCGGAAACCAUACUAGGAUAUUCAGAGGAUGCUGAUGUGUUUUUUAUAUAUGUGGACGUCAAGUUCUAUAUGGUUCAAUUUAGGUCAAUGCAAUCCAAGAUAAUUCAUGAAGCAUAUUAUAUCACUGACUACCAUCCUUUCAUAGGGUUUUAUUCACCAGGUAACUUUUCAUACUCAAUAUUUCUAUUGUAG